UACUUCUUACCGGAACGGCGUGGUGUGGCUUGUCUGCUUUUCCUCGCUUUUUGUUUUGAUGAUUGUCUUUGCUUUCAUUUCGUUCGGCUUGUUAGGGAAACUGGUGUUUCUGCUUGGACUCUAUUGCUCUCUUUGUGGAAUUUUGGCCAGGCUGGGUUGGGUUUGGAUUGGGUUGGGUCGGUUGGUUGUGCGCAAUGUUUGUCCAGUCCUUUUUGGCUGAUGGUUUUUUGGCGCCGGGUGUGCCUUUGGAGUUUUUUUUUGUGAUUUUUGUUCACCUUGCUCGGCGGCCUAUGACCCUACUUUUUUUCUUCUUCUACUAUCUUCUAUCUUCUACCUUUUUUUCCUUCUUCUUUCUUCUUCUCUACCUUCUUUUCCUUUAUAAUUUUUCUACUUUCUUACUAAGUAUUAUGUAUUCCUUACGACGACCAUCUCAUAACCUUUAUUCCCUUCGGGGUUCCUUUUCUUUCUGUUUUGGCCCUCAAGCUCUGGAGAUGGGGCUGGGGCUGCCCGGGUACGGUAUCGAUGUUCUUCUUCAACCACUUACUUGCUUGCACUUCUUGUCCACACUUCUUGUCCAUUACUUCUUACCCGCCGCACUUAAAACUUACCUACUCAUUACGAUGCAGAUUUGUUGGGGUAAGUUUGUGGGAUUGUACAGUAUAUUACCUAUUACCUACCAGACUUGACCUGUGAAUGGGGAUCUUUUCGAAGCAGGCGGGCGGUCACUUGGAUGUGUGAAUGUAUUGGGAUGGGAUGGGAUGGGACGGAGAUGGAUGGCAAACACUCUGCUCCUCCUCCUCCAAUGAACGACUCUGCUCAGUGCCCAGUGCAAGGUGAAAGGUCAAAGGUGAAACCCAGAUCAGAAU
Messenger RNA from Tricharina praecox, 866 nucleotides. RefSeq lists its product as uncharacterized. The record is from RefSeq and is a predicted model, not a curated record. The coding region runs from base 195 to 686 and encodes 163 amino acids. The transcript has a single exon. NCBI's taxonomy places the organism in Eukaryota, Fungi, Ascomycota, Pezizomycetes, Pezizales, Pyronemataceae.